CUUUAUUUUUUGUAUAUGUUUUUUGUUAAUAUUUGGGAGCCAACUCUUCUCUCCAGGGUUUAUGCCCUUCUCCCGUGCUUUCCGUCUUAACUCUCUCUCCGAGGACUCUGUUCGCCGGAGCCGACUCGAGCGGUUCUCUACACGUCGAUGCCCUCCGGCGCGCACCGGCUACAGUCCGGCGAGAUCUCAGACCAGCUAGGUGAGAUGUUCAAUGCAUAUGGGAGGACAUAAUCUGCAGAAGUAACAAAUUGCUGAUGUAUUCAAAACGAUCGGGUAAAGGGGAUGGGCCUGUUUCAGGGCCAGUACGAACAAGUGACAGGCUCCGGAGAAGGCCUAAUGUCUAUGGUCGCCCUUACAUGUAUUUUCCACCAACAAUUAUUCGCACCAAAAAGAGCAAGACAAAGACAAGGACAGCAGCUUCUCAGAUUGCCAAGAUGUUGCGCCCAGGGAAUCGGCCAGUGCGGACCCCAAACUCUAAUUCAAUUGCAACCAAUCUUCGGCGUUCUACCAGAAAGAAAAGGCUUUCUGUGACACUGGAAGAUUACACUGACAGCUCUGGAACAGAGGAUGCUGACUUAAUGUUACCCACGUAUAAGCACUCUAGGAACCAGGUUGAUAAUAGUGCAAGUCAAGAUGAAUUAUCACCUCCUAAGCGUAAAAGAAUCCUUAAAACUAAGUUGUUGCCUCGCCGUGAAGGUUUGCGACCUCGCCGUUCAAAAGCAAUUGCAAGAGAACCAUUAAAUCUUGACUCUGAUGAUGAACAAGGUACUUCUGAAGAUAAGAUGGGCCAAGAUGAAGCAGAAAAUGGGAAUGAGGCUGAGGAUAAUGAUGAGGAUGAUGGUGAAGGUGAGGAUGAUGGAGAGGGCGAGGGUGAGGGCGAGGGUGAAGAUGAAGAAGAUGAGGAUGGAGAUGAUGAAGAAGGUGAAGAAGAACAGGAAGGUAGGAGGCGCUAUGACCUUCGUAAUCGUGCAGAUGUACGCAGGCUGUCUCUUGAUGAAGGUAAGCGAAAAGUAAGAUCUCCUCGAAGAGUACUACAACAAGGAAUGGGGACCAAGGUAAGCAGAGACGUGAGGAAAGGGGGAUCUCGAGUUCAUAGGCGUCAUCGCCUAACAAGAGUGGAAGAUUCAGAUGACUCCCUUCUGGUGGAUGAGCUGGACCAAGGGCCCGCUAUUCCCUGGGGCCGAGGUGGGAACAGAUCUGGGCCGCCCUGGCUUUUCGGUGGUCUAGAUAUGCAUGGAACAGCAGCAUGGGGAUUGAAUGUUGCAGCAUCUGGUUGGGGCCAUCAGAGUGAUGCUUUUGCUGCAUUGAAUUCUGGAAUCCAAACUGCUGGGCCAAGCUCUAAGGGAGGGGCUGAUAUUCAACCUUUACAGGUUGAUGAGAGUGUAAGUUUUGAGGACAUAGGAGGGCUUUCUGAAUAUAUUGACGCUUUGAAAGAAAUGGUUUUUUUUCCCUUACUCUACCCAGAUUUUUUCGCUAGUUACCACAUAACUCCUCCAAGGGGGGUCCUGUUAUGUGGCCCCCCUGGCACUGGGAAAACACUGAUUGCAAGAGCUUUAGCUUGUGCUGCUUCAAAGGCUGGACAGAAGGUCAGUUUUUACAUGCGUAAAGGAGCUGAUGUGCUCAGCAAAUGGGUUGGUGAGGCUGAACGACAAUUGAAACUACUUUUUGAAGAAGCCCAACGGAAUCAGCCUUCCAUUAUCUUCUUUGAUGAAAUAGAUGGACUGGCUCCUGUUAGGUCUAGCAAACAAGAGCAAAUCCACAAUUCUAUUGUGUCAACUUUGCUUGCGUUGAUGGAUGGGCUUGAUUCCCGUGGACAAGUUGUUUUAAUUGGAGCAACAAAUAGAAUUGAUGCCAUUGAUGGAGCCCUGCGACGUCCUGGCCGAUUUGAUCGUGAAUUUAACUUUCCUUUGCCUGGUUAUGAGGCACGUGCUGAAAUAUUAGACAUUCACACUCGCAAAUGGAAGCAGCCUCCUUCGAAGGAUCUGAAGUUGGAGCUUGCAGCUAGUUGUGUCGGUUAUUGUGGUGCUGAUUUGAAGGCUCUAUGCACUGAAGCUGCUAUUCGUGCUUUUCGCGAAAAAUAUCCUCAAGUUUACACUAGUGAUGACAAAUUUCUUAUAGAUGUUGAUUCAGUUAAAGUUGAGAAGUAUCAUUUUGUAGAAGCCAUGUCGACAAUUACCCCUGCUGCUCACAGAGGCUCCAUUGUGCAUUCUAGACCGUUAUCGCUAGUUGUUGCACCUUGUCUGCAAAGACAUCUCCAUAAAGCUAUGCAUAGUAUACUGGACAUUUUCCCUGCUCUUUCAGUUUCAUCAGAAUUGACUAAGCUUUCCAUGCUUUCCUAUGGUUCAGCAAUUCCACUCGUGUAUAGGCCUCGGAUUUUGCUGUGUGGUGGUGAAGGUGUUGGGCUGGAUCAUCUUGGUCCUGCCAUAUUACAUGAGCUGGAGAAAUUUCCUGUUCAUUCUCUUGGGCUUCCAUCUCUUCUUUCAGAUCCUAGUGCAAAGACACCAGAGGAGGCUUUGGUGCAUACAUUUGGUGAAGCUAGGAGAACGACACCGUCAAUUAUCUAUUUACCUCAGUUUCAUAUUUGGUGGGAUAAUGCACAUGAUCAGCUUAGGGCUGUUUUGUUGACUCUGUUGGAAGAAUUGCCAUCUGACCUUCCCAUACUAUUACUUGGAACAUCCUCUACUCCGCUUUCAUUACUUGAUGAGCAGGCUUCUUCAGUAUUUCCUCACCGUAGUGUUUAUCAAGUGGACAAACCUUCAGCUGAAGACCGGUUAUUGUUUUCUGAGCAUUUGAUUGAAGCUGCCCUGUCGCUCCUUGGUGAGAGUGUGAUUAAAAAGUCCAAGGAACCAGUAUCCCAUUUGGAACUUCCCAAAGCACCAAAAGUUGCAAGUGGCCCGAAGGCAUCUGAAUUAAAAGCCAAGGUAGAAGCUGAGCAGCAUGCACUUCGCCGAUUGCGAAUGUGCUUUCGAGAUGUUUGCAACCGGAUUUUGUAUGAUAAACGGUUCAGUGUAUUCCAUUUCCCUGUUAUGGAUGAGGAUGCACCAAACUAUCGCUCAAUCAUCCAGAAUCCCAUGGACGUGGCUACCCUGUUGCAGCGUGUAGACAGUGGACAUUAUAUUACGAGCACAGCAUUCCUGCAAGAUGUUGAUCUCAUUGUGAAUAAUGCAAAGGCUUAUAAUGGAGAUGAUUAUAAUGGUGCUAGGAUUGUUAGUAGAUCUUGUGAGCUUCGAGAUGCAGUGCAUGGAAUGCUGUCACAAAUGGACCCUGCACUGGUCACAUUCUGUGAUAAGAUUGCUGCCGAAGGAGGUCCAAUGCCAGUGCCAGAUGAUUUAAGGAACGCCUCUAUCCCAUCAGCUCCAGUUGUUCAGUUGGCAACUGUUACAAGGGCAAGUGCGCGACUUCGUAAUGUCCAGCCGGAGGUUAAUCUGGACCAAAGCUAUGAAGCUUUGAAACGACAAAAGAAGAAUUUUGAUGCUGCACAUGCAGCUUCUACAGCAGAUGAUCGGCCACGGGCUCAAGAAUCAAUACCAUUACAGUCUUCUCAUGAAGUAGCAGAUGCAAACGAUAGAAGCCCAGGAAGGCCAGAAGCCUGCCCAGCUGAUGGCAAUAGACUUGAAACUUCAAGAGAAGCAUCUGGGCGUGCUGGUGGAAGUCGAUCGCCUGAAGAUGUUACAAUGUUGGAUGAAGAGAUUUCAGGACAAGCGGAGUCCGAGUCCGUGAAGCGCCGGUUUGUGGAGCGUACCGAAGGCUAUGGCAUUCCACAGCUUGAGAGACUCUACACUCGUGCUAUGAAAGGUGUAUUUGAAACUAAAGAUACAGGAGUGGGAUUUACCAAGCCUUCAAUUUUAAGGUUUCUGUCGUGGUUUGCUGAGGAUGAGGCAAAUUUCUGAGUUUGGAACUUUUCUCCCUGAAAUUCUUUUUUACUGUUUUGAUUUACACUUGAAUAAGUUAAUGUAUAAAGUCCGGAUUUUUUUCCCCCCGAUGCAA
Malania oleifera is the source of this 3987-nucleotide messenger RNA. Its product is annotated as ATPase family AAA domain-containing protein At1g05910. The record is from RefSeq and is a predicted model, not a curated record. Lineage: Eukaryota; Viridiplantae; Streptophyta; Magnoliopsida; Santalales; Ximeniaceae. Gene Ontology annotation, molecular function: ATP hydrolysis activity; chromatin binding; histone binding. The transcript has 11 exons. Gene Ontology annotation, biological process: positive regulation of transcription by RNA polymerase II. The coding region runs from base 255 to 3890 and encodes 1211 amino acids. Gene Ontology annotation, cellular component: nucleus.